Messenger RNA from Electrophorus electricus (electric eel), 792 nucleotides. It is a transcript of the gene npffl, whose product is annotated as neuropeptide FF-amide peptide precursor like. Gene Ontology annotation, molecular function: neuropeptide hormone activity. The record is from RefSeq and is a predicted model, not a curated record. NCBI's taxonomy places the organism in Eukaryota, Metazoa, Chordata, Actinopteri, Gymnotiformes, Gymnotidae.
CCUCAGGUCAAGCAAUUUGUUUUCUUUUCUACUUUGUAGCAUUAAUUAGUUGUUCAAAGUGAUCAAAUAAUGGAGGUGAGCAUGGGGUUCCUGCUCUUGGGUGCAGUGUUAGCCAUGGCUGGGUUAAGUCGCUCUGUCUCACAGGGAGAGUUUCUGGAGUUAAGACAGCACCUGGGUAUGGACGCAGAGGACAGUGUAGCAGAGCGACUGGGGACAGUGGUCAAUGAAGAGGACCUGGGUCAUGUUCUUGAAGAUCGUGUCUUGACAUCAGUGCUGCGGUCAUUGCUUCAGGGAUCUCAAAGGCAGGGACGCAACCCUUCAAUCCUGCACCAGCCUCAGCGAUUUGGCCGUGGCACUCGAGGUGACUUACCUGCAGAGGAGAGAAUCGAGUCUCGGGACUGGGAGACAGUGCCUGGGCAGAUAUGGAGUAUGGCAGUGCCACAGAGAUUUGGCAAAAAAUAGCACAGAUCUUCUGUAAAAAAACAUCACAGUAGGAUCAUCAGAGUCUAAGAAAACAUUUUAACAAAUAAUUAGAGAGACUCUAAUAAUUCUGUUUAUAUAUGACAUUCUUGUUUCCUUUAGCUUAGGUUGUUGGGAUGUCAUGGUACAAAAAAAUUGCUAUAUUAAAUUUCAGUAAUCUUACAAAUUUUAGUAACUUCACUGUACCAUAACAAAUAUCAGGCCAGGUCUUUAUGUUCAGUUUGAAAUGUGUUUAUGGGUGGUUUUUUUGGGGAGGGGUGGAUCUACUGUACAUAUUGAUGUGUGGCACAUGGUUCACUGCUGUUGUUAUUA